AUGAUUCCACCUUCACUCACUCUCUUUGUGUUUGGACUCUUCCAGAAAGGUCUAACAUCUGUAAUCCAGUCUGUGGAGACUGUGGAGGAGGCAGUGGGAGAAGAUGUUCUCCUCAGCUGUCAGAUCCUACUGUCUAAACAUGUGGUGCAGGUCACAUGGCAGAAACAGACGCUGGGUGGGGUGAUCAAUCUCGCCAUCUCUAACAAUAUCAAUGGCUCCAGGGUGAUCCCGUACUUCAGAGGCAAAGUGGAGGUGAAAGAUGGUGGACUGCACAACAGCUCCAUAGUGAUCAAGAAUGUGACGGAGGAGGAUGAAGGCUGCUACCUCUGCCUCUUCAUCACCAACCCUGAUGGAGCGCUCACUGGCAGAACCUGCCUCAAGGUCUAUGAGCUGCAUGAACCCGUUCUACACGUGAGAGAAUCAAAUUCAACUGAUGAGUUCCUGGUUUCCUGCUCCGCCACAGGACGACCUGCUCCAACCGUAACUCUCAACCUCACACAGCAAGACUUCCACCUAACUGUGGUGAUCAACACAAACGGUACAUUCACUGUCACUGCCACAGCCGUGUUGGCAGGUUUCCAUCACGCUGGCACACGGGUUGGAUGUGCCGUGCAGGUGCUCUCCCGUCAUAAAGAGGCGUUUGUGGAGAUUCCUGAUGUGAAACUGACGCCUACUAGUGGUUUGGAUGAAGGAUCUGGAUCUGCUAGCAGAAGCUUCAUUGUGACGUGGAUUGUGGUAGUGACCUUCCUUUGCACUGCUUCAGUCUUAGCUGUCCUGUUAAUACGAAAACUACGGAGCAGACUGUCACUCAGAGACCAGGAGAAGACUGAGGUUCCUCAAACUGCAGACACUGACACACGUGCACUGAACUUCAAAGAUCCUCCAGACGGAUUCAACCACUACAAUGAGUCACAUGAUAAGGUCGACUAGACGUGUGGGACUUUGUGUGUUUCUAUUGUGAAGAGCAGUAGUGUAGUGACUAGGUUCUCUUCACUUUAAGUGUGUUGUUCUGGUGUUGUAAGGCAUUGCACGUGUUUUUUAUUUACUGAUAUCUAGAUAGUUUCUGUUCCUUUUUGACAUUUGUGAUUGUGUAUUUAUUUUUCAGUAUUCAUGGUUCUUUGUAUGAAUACAAAGAACAAAUGCAAUACAAGAAGAGCGAGUGGAGUCAGCCGAGGUCUUACUUGAUACUUGAUAAGUGUCAAUUUCAUAUUGUUCUUGGAAGUUUGUGGCAACUAAUUUUAAAUUGUUAAAACUAGUCAUUCUUAUUUUAAAUGACUCAAUGUUUAACUGUGCCUUGUUCACUUACAGCAGUUUUAAAUACUGAGAGGAGAGGGAUAUUUAUGUAUUGUGGCUGAUGUUUUUCUACUUAUUUUGUUUAAUUUGAUGUUUCCCCACUUUUGU
Messenger RNA from Limanda limanda (common dab), 1401 nucleotides. RefSeq names its product OX-2 membrane glycoprotein-like. NCBI's taxonomy places the organism in Eukaryota, Metazoa, Chordata, Actinopteri, Pleuronectiformes, Pleuronectidae. The transcript has 7 exons. Gene Ontology annotation, molecular function: cell-cell adhesion mediator activity. The record is from RefSeq and is a predicted model, not a curated record. Bases 1 to 930 code for a protein of 309 amino acids.